AUGGUGAUGUUAAAAAAGGGGGAUCACUUCUGGAUUGACUCCAGUAUUGGGGUCCCUAUUGGAGGGUAUGUGAAGGUCUCAGCCACUGGACAGUGUUGCCUGAUUGAUGAUGAAGGGAAGGAGCACUAUAUCCCAGAGGGGGAAAAGGCUAUUCUUAAGCCUAUGCACCCCACCUCAGUGGAGGGUGUGGAUGACAUGAUCCGACUGGGGGACCUCAGUGAAGCCGGUUUACUCAGAAACCUGCUGAUGCGCCACAGACAGAGCAUUAUAUAUACCUAUAUUGGCUCUGUCCUCGUGGCCAUGAAUCCCUAUCAGAUGCUGCCCAUCUACACGACAGACCAGGUGCACCUGUAUCACGACCGUAAACUGGGCGAGCUCCCACCGCACAUCUUUGCUAUCGCUGACAGCUGUUACUUCAACAUGCACCGCAACAAACGCAACCAGUGUUGCAUUAUAAGUGGAGAAUCUGGUGCAGGAAAGACAGAAAGCACAAAACUGAUUCUUCAGUUCCUGGCUGCUGUGAGCGGGCAGCACUCCUGGAUAGAGCAGCAGAUCAUCCAGGCCAACCCUGUCCUGGAGGCCUUUGGCAACGCCAAAACCAUUCGGAAUGAUAACUCCAGCCGCUUUGGGAAAUAUGUGGAGGUCUGCUUCAAUAAAGGGGGCGUUAUAGAGGGAGCUCACAUGGAGCAGUACCUGCUGGAGAAGUCUCGUGUCUGUCAUCAGGCACCUCAGGAAAGGAACUACCACAUUUUUUACUGUAUGUUAUCUGGGAUGCAAAGUGACCAUAAGAAGACUCUCUCUCUUGGUGAUGCAUCACAGUUCAAGUACCUGACUGAGGGUAAUUGUUUGACAUGUGAUGGUCGGGACGAUGCUGAUGAGUUCGGACGGAUUCGUGCUGCUUUAAAGAUCCUCACUUUCUCAGACAGGGACUGCUGGGAAAUCUUCAAAUUACUCGCUGCCAUUCUCCACAUGGGCAAUAUCGACUUUCAGAGCACCACAAUGAAUAACAUGGACAGCUGUGAUGUCCUGUCAUCCAAUCAUUUUUCUGUUACUGCCAAGUUGCUGGAGGUGGGUGAUGCUGUUCUUGAUAAGAGUAUUACCCAUCGCUCCUUCAUGACAAACCGAGAGAUAGUCACGAAACCCCUCAGCUCAGAGCAGGCCACAGCCACCAGAGAUGCUUUUGCCAAGGCCAUGUACGGAAGGCUGUUUGUUUGGAUGUUCACAAAAAUAAACAGCGCCAUUCACAAACCCCAGACUGAUGAGUCCUCUUGCACGCGCACGUCCAUUGGUCUGCUUGACAUUUUUGGCUUUGAGAAUUUCCCUCAGAACAGUUUUGAGCAGCUGUGCAUUAAUUAUGCCAAUGAGCACCUGCAGCAGUUCUUUGUGAGGCACAUCUUUAAGCUGGAGCAGGAUGAGUACAGUAAAGAAGGAAUCUCAUGGAAGCGCAUCGCUUUCAAUGACAACCAGAAAACCCUGGACCUGCUGGCCAUUAAACCUCUCAACAUACUGGCUCUGAUUGAUGAGGAGAGCACCUUUCCUAAGGGAACAGAUGCCACAAUGUUAAACAAAAUGAACACAGAACACAAUGGAAACAAACUGUACAUGUCAUUCAAGGGCAACCAUGGCAUGAGUUUUGGGGUUAAGCACUUUGCUGGGACGGUUUAUUAUGACUGUGAAGGUUUUUUGGAGAAGAACAGAGAUGCCCUUAGCAUGGACAUCUUGGAGCUCGUUCAGAAAUCUUCCAACAAGCUGCUCAAACUGAUCUUUGAAAAGGAGAUGAAUACAAACUCAGCCAAGAACAAUAACAAAAUCAACAAAAUCAUCAUGACGCCAAAGAACUCAUUACGACAAGUAAAUGAUUCGAGGCGGAAUAUAUCUACUCUCAGUGGCCAGUUCCGUCAAUCUCUGGACUCUCUGAUGAAGGCCCUGUCUCUCUGUCAGCCCUUCUUCAUUCGUUGCUUCAAACCAAAUGACAAAAAGAUGCCCAUGGUUUUUGAUAGAAACCUCUGCAUGCAGCAACUUCGCUACUCUGGAAUGCUAGAGACCAUUCAAAUACGCAAAUCGGGAUAUCCCAUCCGGCACACCUUCAAAGACUUCCUGCAGCGCUAUCGUGUACUCCUUAAGAGCGUGGACUGUGACCCCAACACUGAGCCCGCUGCCAACUGCUGUGCAGCCAUCUGCAGGGCUAUGAUCAAAGACGAAGAGGACUGGAAGAUUGGCAAAACCAAAAUCUUUCUCAGGGAUCAUCAUGACUCCUUCCUAGAACUGGAGAGAGAGCAAGAGCUUUACAAGAAAGCACUUAUCAUCCAAAGAGUGAUGAUUGCCCAUAAGGACAGAGCAAAUUUUGUAAAGAAGAGGAGGGCAGCUCUGGUUUUGCAAAAAAACUGGCGUGGCCACAGAGACAGAAGAGAAUUUUGCAAACUCAAACAAGGAUUUACUCGGAUGCAGGCAAAAGUGCGCAGUCGGCAGCUCCAUACGGAGUAUAUUCGCAGACGGGCUGCAGCCAUCACUCUGCAAACACAGACCCGUGGCUACCUUGCCAGGAAAAACCUGAAACGCAAAAAAGAUGCAGUGAUACUCCUGCAGACACAGACCAGAGGCCUGCUAGCCAGGAAAACCCUCAAGAGAAUGAAAACAGAUGCGUUUUUGACUGCACAAGAAAAAGAGGCUCAAGAACGUAUAGCUUUGGAACUUCAGCAACGCCUAGAGGAGCUGCUCAGAAAAAAUGAGGAAGCUGCCAAAUCCCAGAAAAAGGAUGAUGAGGAAAUGGUGGAGAAUAUCUUUGGCUUCCUUCCGAGCGCAGUAGGAGGACAAGAGGGCCCAGCUCCUCAGGGUUUUGAGGAUUUAGAGGCAGAGCCGGUGAAGUUAGAAGAGGUUGAAUUAGUAGAGAACCCUGUAAGGGAGAGGAAGAAGGAGAAGGAGAAGGAGAACGAUGAGUUCUCUUUCUCUAAAUUUGCAUCUCUACACUUCCAAGGAUCUUCUACCCACUCAUAUGUCCAACAGAGAUUACGACAACCCCUGCUCCACCAUGAAGAUGAAGGGGAUACCCUGGCUUGUUUAACAGUAUGGUGGAUCAUACUGAGGUUUAUGGGAGAUCUUCCAGAGCCGAAGCAAGAACGUGUUUCUGCUAUAGCCGACCCCAUUCAGAUGAACCUUGGUCAGAGACAAGCACGGCGACUCAGUAACCUUGUUGGAUUAGAUCAGAAAUUUUUGAGAAAAAAAAUGAAGCAACAGAAGGGGACAGGGAAAAGAAAACACUCAACCAUUCCUGAAGAAGAGCCAGAAGAAGAACCAAAACCUAAAAUGCAGGCUGUUCAGGAGGAAGAGGAUGUACUGUUUGGAGAGAGAGCAACUUAUGAUCGCCCAAUGACACCAUUGGAGAAAUUGCAUAUUAUUGUAGGAUAUGCUAUUGUACGACAAGAUAUAAGAGAUGAAAUCUACUGUCAAAUCCUUAAGCAGUUAACAGACAAUAAGAACCACAAAGGUGCAAACAGAGGCUGGACUCUUCUGUCCAUCUGUCUGGGUAUUUUUCCCCCUUCGGACCGCCUCAGUAAGUACCUGCAGAGCUUUAUACGCCAUGGACCAAGUGAAUACUCCUCCUACUGUGCAGAGCGACUGCGGAGGACUUUAGCCAAUGGAGAAAGAAGUGAGCCACCAUGCUGGGUUGAACUACAGUCUGUAGAGAACAAGAAGCCCAUUUCAGUAGCUGUGGGUCUGAUGGAUGGCAGAAGCAUCAGCCUCACUGUGGAUUCAGCCAGCACUUCUGCAGAAGUGUGCAGUGCGGUUAUCCAGAAAAUAAAGCUGCAGGACACUUACGGCUUCUCCCUAUACGCUGCAAUGUAUGAGAAGAUAUGGUCUCUUGGCAGUGGCAGUCAGCACGUCUUGGAUGCCGUGUCUAUGUGUGAGCAGGAAGAAAAGAGGCAGGGGAAAGAGGAACAACAUGCUCCUUGGCGCCUCUACUUUCGCAAAGAGAUCUUCACUCCAUGGCACAACUGUUCAUCUGACCAAGUCAGCACAGACCUCAUCUACAAGCAGACCAUCCACGGACUCAAAAGUGGUGAUUAUCAGUCUGAUAAGGAGGAUGAUUAUGUGCAGCUCGCAGCCAAACAUUACUAUGUACAGCAUGGCUCUGAAAGCAGUAUGCAAACCACAGAUAAGAUUGUCCGUGAGUGCAUGAACAUGACUUUAAUUGAGAACAAGUCUGUGGCCAAGCUAGUGCAGAUGGUGCAUUCUGCACACACACAGGGUUCUUACAUAAACUCUACUAAACCUGCCUUUGAAGUAAAAGCGGAGAUUGUCCAAUAUGCGCAGGAGAAGUGGCCAAUCUAUUUCUCCAAGUUAUAUGAAGCUCAAAUUGUUUCAGGUCCCUCAGUGCCUCAAGACAAGUUUGUAGUUGUUGUGAACUGGAAGGGGGUCUUCUUUCAGGAUGUGACAGAAGCUGCAUUUCUGCAGCUCUCUUAUCCUGAGGUGUCAGGAAUCGAAAUGAGUGAGGAAGAGUCUGGUGGGAUUGUGUGUUUGACGACUCCAAAGGGGAUGUAUGAGCUGCAGGUUGUGAAGGGAAAAGACUUAGUGGAGCUGGUCAACUUGUUCAUAUCAGGGCUUAAGAAGAGAUCACAGUAUGCUGUGGGAAUACAGGACCUUAUCAGACAAGAGGAUCCCACAUUGCUGAGCUACAGAAGAGGUGAUGUACUGUAUAUCAUAAAGGAUGGGGAGUAUUCUUCUGAAGAAGGCUGGAUCAAAGCGAAGAAUGAGAGGACAAAUCAAACUGGAGCAGUUUCCUUAGAUGCCAUUCGGAUUUUGCCAAUGUUGACCAGGCCAACAGAAGAGACACUGAAUUUGCUGAAUUUGACCCCUGCACGAAGAAAGUCAGUGAUGCCGGUGUUGCCGCAGAAAGAGGAGCUUAGCACAGAGAAAAUUGCUGUUGUGUCCCUUAAGGAGUUCUCUUUUGAUUAUUUCAGGGAGUCUAAAGAAGGUGGCCGUGGAAAAGGUGUGGCCAAAGAGAGACUGUGGGCCAACAGCAAAGAGCCUCUCAAACAGCCACUGCUCAGGAGCCUGCAGGGCAACUCAGAGCUCUGCCACCUCGCUUCUGACUGCUUCACAGCUAUCCUUAAAUAUAUGGGAGAUUAUCCAGUCAAGCAUGUGCGGACACCCAUAGAUCUAACAAACCAGAUCUUUGGGUCAGCAACAGCACACGUGGAACUAAGAGAUGAGAUCUACUGCCAAAUAAUGAAGCAGAUGACUAAUAACAACCAUGGGUUGAGUAUGGAGCGAGGUUGGCAGCUGUUGUGGCUAUGCUGUGGUCUCUUUCCUCCAAGUCAGUUGCUACUGAGACAUGCUCAACGUUUUCUGGAGUCCAGAACCAGAGAGCCUCUGGCGUCCACCUGCCUGCAGAGGAUGCAAACUAUGCUCAGUAUUGAGGGAAGGAAGUUGCCUCCUCACCAGGUGGAAGUGGACGCCAUUCAGAAUAACAGUACUCAGAUCUUCCAUAAAGUUCAUUUACCCAACGAUACAUCUGAAAUAUUUGAGGUGACCACCACCACAAGGAUCAAAGAUUUAUGCCGCAACAUUGCCAAAGACCUCCGGCUCUCUUCAUCAGAUGGAUACAGUCUGUUUGUUAAAACAUCGACGAAGGUAGUAAGUAUGGAUUCUAAAGAGUACUUUUUUGACAACCUCAGGCAACUCACAGAUGUCGUCAAAAAAGGAAAGAAAGUCAAGGAGGCUACUCCAGCUAUUGUCCCUUACCUGGUGCUCUUCAUGAGGAAGCUCUGGUUUAAUGUGAUCCCAGGAAAAGACCUAACUGCUGACCUAACCUUCCACUUUCCCCAGGAGCUGCCGAAGUAUUUGCGGGGUUACCAUAAUGUAUCUAAAGAGGAAAUGAUCAGUCUGGCAGGACUGCUGUUGCGUGUUCAGGUUGACACGAAUAAAUCACAGUUUGUCAUGAUCCCUAGAAUGCUGAAAGACCUGGUGCCAGCUGAUCAGCAGAAGAUCAUGACUCCUGAUGACUGGAAAAAGCACAUCAUCAACGCAUACAACAAACAGGCAGGCAUAACUGUAGAUGAAGCCAAACUCCAGUUCCUGAAGACGAUCUCACAGUGGCCUACCUUUGGAUGUGUUUUCUUCGAACAAACCUCAGAGAAGCGUUACCCCAGUGUUAUUACGCUAUCAAUCAGUAAGCAAGGAGUUAGUAUCAUCAACCCUAAGGCAAAGGAGGUGCUUGUGAUGCAUCCAUUCAGUAAGAUCACUUCCUGGUCUAGUGGAAACACCUAUUUUCACUUGACCAUUGGCAACCUGGUGCAGGGCAACACUCUGCUCUGUGAGACCUCUGUGGGUUAUAGAAUAAGUGAUCUCCUGUCCUCUUACAAGGACAUGUAUCUGAAUGAGAUACCAAGGGUGCGGAAAUCAAAGAGGAUCAACAUGUAGUACAAUUGUUUUUGUGGCAUUUCUUUUUUAGAUCUUUACCAUAAUGAUUGUACUAUGAAUUUGUUCAUGUAAUGUUUGGAGAAUUGCAUAAGUAAAAAAUUACAUUUAAUAAUCAUUAAAUUCAUCACAUUUUAAUAUGUAACAGUAACUAGUAUAGAUCUG
Molecule: messenger RNA, 6582 nt
Organism: Sinocyclocheilus anshuiensis
Lineage: Eukaryota; Metazoa; Chordata; Actinopteri; Cypriniformes; Cyprinidae
Product: unconventional myosin-VIIa-like
Exons: 48
Coding region: 1-6420 (2139 amino acids)
Cellular component (GO): myosin complex; cytoskeleton
Molecular function (GO): protein binding; ATP binding; cytoskeletal motor activity
Source: RefSeq, a predicted model, not a curated record